Molecule: messenger RNA, 1879 nt
Organism: Juglans microcarpa x Juglans regia
Lineage: Eukaryota; Viridiplantae; Streptophyta; Magnoliopsida; Fagales; Juglandaceae
Exons: 7
Coding region: 1-1155 (384 amino acids)
Source: RefSeq, a predicted model, not a curated record
AUGGCGCAAACUGGACGAUGGCGAGGGAGAGGACGAGGUGGAGGCAGUAGAGGUGAGGGUGAGUCUAGCUAUAAUGACUCAACUCAGCCACCGAGCAUAGUUUUCAAGAUUGAAUUUGCGCAGCCAAUGCCGGAUGCCCCCACAAAAAGAGAAGUGAAUGAUAGCACUAGAGGGGACUCUGACGCAGUGCAAGUACCCUUAAACGAGCCUACUAAGAAACGUGGAUGCAGGCCCGCCAAGUGCACUGAAUUUGAGAAGUUUCGGAAGCACCGAAAAAUACCUUUGAAAAUCAAUGAAGGGGAAACAACACCACGUUGCGAGAAUGCAACCAUGUUCACCACACGGGUGACAUGGAUAUUGAAACAUCAUGCGGAUAUGAGUUACGCACGAUGGACUGAUGAUGACUUCGAAUUGGAUUGGGAGUUAAAGAAUCACCAAUUGGCAGUUUGGAAACAGCUUCAUAAGAGAUUCAAUGCCUUCCAUCAUGAGCUGCACAAGAAGUAUUCGAAGUAUGGCAGCCAUGAAGAAGCAUUGGCCAAUGGGACUAGCUUGGUCGAACCCCUCAUUUGGGUUAAGUUAUGUGGGAGAUGGGGAAGUGAUGCCUUCAAGAAAAUGUCUGAACAAAAUAAAGAGAAUCGUAAGAGGCUGAAAAUUAACCACACAGCGGGUCGCAAGUCAUUUGUGAGGAUCCUGGAGGAGAAGCGUUCGAGAAAUGAAAACUUGGUGGACUUCUACAAGGAUGUUCGUUGGUCUAAGAAGAAGAAUCAAUUCGUGACAUCCACCACAGAAGACCUUUACAAAGAGAUGGUUGGUAAGAUGGAUGAAUUAGAACCUGAACAAAGUACUAACGAGGCAGCAGCUUCUAUUUUUAGGGAGGUCCUAGGAAGUAGACCAGGGUAUGCUAGAGGUCUAGGAGAGAUGGUCAUACCAGAGUCUACAAAACAAGCUGAGAGUGAACGGUGGACAGAAUAUGCUGCUGCAGUGGAACGACAUAAAAAAGAGGCUGACUCUUACAAGAGUCAACUUGAGGAAUUGAGGGGAGAUGUGAGAUUACUGUUGGAAAGGCAACUUGAGUAUGAGAAGUUCAUAAACAGCUAUAUCUCGGAAAGACAAUCCCAUGGAGAGUCUCAUAGGAAGACUCAUGGGAUUGCUUAGUUCAAGCUGUAGAGUCUUGGUCCUUUGUUUUUAGUGUUUUUUUAGAGGGUUAUGAUGGCAGGGUGUUAUUUUGAUAUAUAUAUAUAUAUAUAUAUAUGUAUAUAUAUUCGUGUGGGAGGAAUGGGGUUUUCCAUGGUGCUAUAUUUUGUUAGUUUGGGGCAUUAUUUUGAACUUAGUUGGAGUUUUGUGCCUCAACUUGGGGCAUUGAUAGGUAGGAACUUGGUUUGGGGCCCACAAUUAAAGUCACGAAAAGUCUGGAUAUUCAUGCAAGUGUUGUCAUGAAAUUGUACAUUUUGUGCACUUUUAAAUAACUGGAAUGUCACCCUAACUGGAUUUUGUAGCAGGUAAAGGAAGUUUAUCAUGGUUUUUGGUUUCCCUCUAACAUUAGACAUUGGUGGAUAAAUGGACCCAGCCAAGCUGACACUCCUUAUAUGUAAAUGUAGAAGAAGUUGCUACAUUUUUGGUGUCCAGACUACAUCAACUUGAGGCAGCCGAUUCAUGUGGGUGUAUAUAAACAGAAAUGAGAAGAGGGAGAGAAAAGUAGCAUCCAACAUUGGAGUCGUUGGUUUCAUUUAACAAAAUAGGCGAAUAAGUUCGAUGCUAGCUGAUCUAGAGUUAACUGUGAGAUGAUAUACUCCAGUUGCUGCUGAAGAACAUUCACCCAGCCCUGCCUUCAGAUGCUCUGUCAUUGCCUCAGUCAAGGUUGUUUAUGUUUACGCCUUAA